UCGACCCCCUGCCUCGCCUGCUUCACCUCGCCUCUUUCAUGUUGUAUUUAGAGCAGUGGUGAAUACAGAGGACUUAUACUUGUCCGAACGGAACUCCCCUUCCCUCUCAGGCCGACCAGCAAUGACCAGCAACGAAUGGAUAACGUGCGGUUUCUGUGAGAAGCACUUUCGCAACGCCCAGGCCUUUGGUCAACACAAGGGUACUGCGAACUCGUGCCGCCGUAAGCAUGCUGCUGGGCGGGCUGUGCAGAGCCCUUCCAUGUCUCAGUACCUUUUCAUGACGUUGGACGCACCACAGCCCGCUCCUAUCGACGCACCUCCAAGCCCGUUGGCGAGUUCGUCCGGGCUUCCAUUGCCGUCCGAGGGCGAGGCGGACACCGUAAACUCCGACAAUGCAUCGUACGGUUCGAACGAAGACCCUCUCCCUCACCUGGAUGUGCUCGGUGACGCGCAAUCUGCUGACAUCAGCAACUAUGUCGACCCGGCGCACGCUCCAGCGCCUCCUAUUCUUAUCGCGCCGAACUUUACGCCGCCUCCGCACACACAUCCUCUCGUGCUGCGCUUCAUCCACCUCGUCCGCCUCGCAAACGGAAAAAUGGGGAUGACGGAGGUGGAUAUCAACAAGAUACUCCAACUCCUCAUGCAUCCGGAGCUCGCGCAGGCUAUCCUAUCGGAGUUCACCAACUGCAAGGAGCUCGAACGCUUUGAGCUUGAGCAGCUGUCGGGGUUGGGCCGCGGUUGGAGCGUCGCCACGUUCAACGUCGACGGCUUCAAGCCCCAGAUCCUGUUCUUCAGAGAUCCGGCACAGGCCCUCGCUGACUUGUUCGGUCAUCCGAACAACGCCCCUGGGUUCGUUCUCAAGCCGCGCAUUGACACCGAUCCGGCGACUGGGCAGAGGUGCUAUACCACGCCAGAGACAGGCACCUGGUGGCACAGUGCUCAGGCCCACGUCGGCGAUGGCGCGGUAGUUGCUGCCAUCAUUCUCUACAGUGACGUCACCCAUCUCAGUGAGAAUGGGCGCAAGAAGGCGUGGCCCGUGAUGAUGACCAUCGCCAACAUCCGUCAGGGCGGGCGCUGGGCGACGUCGGGGCACUGCCUGCUGGGCAAUCUCCCAAUCCCACCCAAGGGGAUGCCUUCGGCGCAGAAAACUCAACUCUUUCAGCAGGGGGCUCUCACCAUGCUGCAUACGAUUUUGGAGGGUCGAACACCUUGACUGCGUGACGGCCGAGAACACUCCUCGGACCCCGGCCCGACAGCAGUGGAUUGUUGACAAUUGGGCGAACAAGCUGGGCACCAAGAAAGCUGCUGGAGUUCA
Messenger RNA from Closterium sp. NIES-67, 1315 nucleotides. The record is from the annotation of a GenBank genome assembly. NCBI's taxonomy places the organism in Eukaryota, Viridiplantae, Streptophyta, Zygnematophyceae, Desmidiales, Closteriaceae.